AUGGGUCAACUGUCAUCGGAGCUCCCAACCCUAUCCGCGCCCGCCACCCUCCUGCCCCGCGCCGCCACCCUCCUCCGCCCCGCGCCGCCACCCCUCCCGCCCCGCGCCCGCACCUCCCCGUCGCCGGCCGCCCCGCACCUCCCGUCGCCGGCCGCCCCGCACUCCCCGUCGCCGGCCGCCCCGCAGCUGGCCGUCGGCCGCCCGCGCCCCGCACCUCCCCGUCGCCGGCCGCCCCGCACCUCCCCCUUCCCGGCCGCCCUCCUCCCCUGCCCCGCCCUUCCCGGCCGCCCUCCUCCCCGACCCUCCCCUUCCCCGGCCGCCCUCCUCCCCGCCUCCCCUUCCCCGGCCGCCCCGCCACGGCCCCUCGCCUCGCAAGCACACCGCGCCGCGCCCGCCUCCCUCCUCCCCUCCCGCAGCACGCCGCAGCUGCCCCUCCUCCCGCAGCACACCGCCCGGCCCCUCCUUCCGCGGCCGUGCCGCCCGGGCCUCUCCUCCCCUCACUGGCCGGCUCCAUGGAGAGCUCAAAGGCACCGGCGUGAGCACCCCGACGUGACGACCCGGGAUCUUGACGCGAUUCGCUCCGGCCACCGACAUCGCCACCUCCACGUUCGACAUCGCCACGCGAUUCUCUCCGUCCGCCGAGGGUGA
Lolium perenne is the source of this 648-nucleotide messenger RNA. The record is from RefSeq and is a predicted model, not a curated record. Lineage: Eukaryota; Viridiplantae; Streptophyta; Magnoliopsida; Poales; Poaceae.